CUCUAAUAUCUCAUGGGAAGCCAUAAGUACUCGAAAUGUCUCACCUUCCAACAUCUUGACUCAGACAUCUUCAACACUCAUUUAAUCCAUGGUUGACUUAUACAAACACUCUCAUGCCACCCUGACAUCCAUACCCCUUAACCACCCAAGCCAAAGCCACCAUGAUGAGAUUCACAACAAUAAGCUGUGGACUGAGCUUCCUACUACCUGUAUACGCCCGAGUGAUCUCUGAUCCGUGCGCUACAACCACUACUCUACCUGUCAUCACUGUCACAAAAGGCACUGAUGGCUAUUACAACCAGUAUACUCGCACAUAUCAAGAGUUCUACCCCCAAGGCCUGACGACAAAAGUCUACACCAUUACACAAUCGUGUUCAAGUAUAAACUGUCAGCCCUUGCCUAUCGAGACCGCUCCUCCACCUGGCUUCACAUCUGCGGUGGUCAAGUGUGACAAGUGCGGAGGCUCAGGGACUAAAGUCGCUACCUUGACAUUCCCAACUGAGUCUGUUGAAGCAUACUCAUCUUCUGGCUAUGUCGUUAUACCUAUUGCACAGCCAACACAGAUUCCACUCAGCCACAGUGAACAAUCCGAGAGCAGUUCAACUUCUGAGAUUGAUUCUUUUGGCUCCAAUGCUGGCCAUGCACUGAAUAACCAUGGCGCAUCUCUUUCUACAAAUCCUUCCUCAGACUCUGGAGAUUCGACCGCACAAGACUCCAGCAACGGGAGUCAAGAGAGCCAAGAUGUUUCCAACAUUGGAUCCAUGCAGCCCCAAUCAAACAACGGAGAUUCUGCAAAUGAUGGAGAAUCUUCUAAUGAGACAGGUUCCGGUGUUCCUAGAACUCGGCCAUUAUCUGAGACACCUACAUCUGGCUAUCACUUUUCUCCUUCCGUUUCCUCCCCUGCUGGUUCCCCUAAUGGCCAUUCUUCAUCUUCACCAGACGACACAAGUUCAUCUGAUACGGUCACUUCAGGGGACAAUAACUCAUAUCUCAUUCCUAACCAGAAGACCGGCAGCCCGUAUACAGGUGAUACUUCUGGUGCCUCGAGCGACGGAUCCGGCUCGUCUGGCAAUAACUCCCCCUACUCUCAAAAUGAUACCCCCUCAACUGGAAAACCAGCCACCAAAGACUCUGGCAAUGAUAGCUGGAGCCCCGAUUCCCCGAUCACUGUGAAUAGUGCAGGACAAAUCAAGACAAAUGUUUUUACAUGUAUAUUAACGAAUAUUGCUGGCAUGUUCGUUUUGAGGUUGCUAGUGUAG
Molecule: messenger RNA, 1259 nt
Organism: Fusarium redolens
Lineage: Eukaryota; Fungi; Ascomycota; Sordariomycetes; Hypocreales; Nectriaceae
Exons: 1
Coding region: 162-1259 (365 amino acids)
Source: RefSeq, a predicted model, not a curated record